AUGGCAGGCAAGAACAUGUCGUCGCGACUGCUGAACAUGAAGUUCAUGCAACGCGCAUCAGCAUCAGCAUCGACACCAAGCACACCGACCACACCAGACGGCACGAGACCUUCGAAACGCCAACGCACCGAAGCAGCCGUCAGUCCCGAUGUGCGCGCAUUCCAGGAAGCUGCAGCGGUCGAAGAAGCAAAGAAGAACGCCUUUAUCGAGCGCGCCGCCGCCGAAGCUGGAGAAACAAAAUGGGUCCUCAGUGUCAGCGAUGAGAAGCACAAGAAGCCUGCCUCGAGUUUGAGGAUCGUCGAAGCUGGAUAUGGCGCCAUCGACUCGGGCGCACCCAUACCGGAAAGCGGCGACGACGAAGAUGAAGGCCAAAGUGCCGGCAUGGCUGGACGAAGGAGUUUUGGAAGGUUCAACAAGGCUGUCGAGCGCCAACACAACCCAGACAUGUCAUCCUCGGACUCCGAACACGACUCAGACGCAGAGUCAGAAUCAGAGUCAGAAGACGAUGAAGACCUAGACGAAGCUGAACUUCUCCUCAAAGCCGAACGCAAAGAAGCCGCCGCAAAACUCCGAUCCGAACGCAAAGCACAACGCAAAGCCGACGAGGCCAAGACGAAACAAAGGGCCGAACGACGAAGGAGCAGAGACAUCAACUUGAACAAGGUUAGCGGCAUCUCGAAUGCUGCCAUAAGGGGCAAGCAGGCUGCCGUUGCCAACAUGGCUUGUCACACCUGUGGCCAGAAGGGCCACUUGCAGAAGGAAUGUCCAGAAAAAGGCCAAAGAAAGGGAUACAAGAGGAAGAGUGGUGGCGGUGCUAUGGAUUAUUGA
Molecule: messenger RNA, 828 nt
Organism: Aureobasidium subglaciale EXF-2481
Lineage: Eukaryota; Fungi; Ascomycota; Dothideomycetes; Dothideales; Saccotheciaceae
Exons: 3
Coding region: 1-828 (275 amino acids)
Molecular function (GO): zinc ion binding; nucleic acid binding
Source: RefSeq, a predicted model, not a curated record